AUGGCUGGACGGAGGAGAACCAGUUUCACUGGCGUGUUCAUCACAACGCUGCUGGCUGUGAUUCUGCUGCCUGCGUUCCUGUCUGCUGGACCAAUUGUGCGAAAGGCAAAAGGAGAUGCGGGAGAAAGUAUCCAGGAGAUGGCGGCUUCUGCAGAGUCACACAGGAAGCUGAUCCGCAACCGCAGGAACAUCAGCUGGUACAAACAGAACUCUGAGUUCUGGAACUGGUACAAGUACUUCACCGACAACGGCAACCAGGAGGCCGUUCAGGAGAUGGACCGCAUCUACCUGGCCUACCUCCAGAACAAGAACCGAGCUGAAGGACGUCGCUCCUACAAGGCCUACUUGCGACACCUGGGGGACGUCUACAAGUCCUGCUCCGACUCUGAUGACCCCAACUGUGUGUCUGCCUACACCAGCAGGCCCAAACCUAAGCCAGAGCCCCCCAAGCCUGCACCUGUGAAAACCUGCGACCCCACCAAGGACGCCUACUGCCUGUACGCUGCUUUGGUCCAGGGCAAGAGCCCCUACCUGCCCCUGGUGCUCCCAGCCGCCACCCCCGCCCCAGCACCAGUGAAGGCCCCAGCACCUAUGUACGUCCGCACUGCUGCUCCAGCCAAGGACCCCCAGUCCGGGUAUUACUACUACGCUCCAUCCGCCACGCCUUUCCUUUCCAAGGAGCAGAAGGCUGAGCUGCUGCGUAUCUGCUCCCAUGAUGACGUGGAGUGCCUGCAGUACCACCUGAGAGCAGCCCACGGGUACGGACCCUCUGCCGGACCCCUGCCUUCCUACGCCCACCUCGGCUGUGACCCCAAGAAAGACCCCAGCUGCAAACCCAAACUGGUGCAGAAAGCCCCCUCUGGUCUCUACAUGCAGUACCCCAACUGUGACCCACGGGAUCCCCGCUGUGCCCACGCUGCCUCCCUCGAGGCGCCUCGUGCCCCUAACCCCCCUGCCGCCGCCGGCCCUGGAUCCUGCAACCCUCUUUAUGAAGAAGGCUGCAACCCUCUUACUGCCACCAGAUUCGCCUCGCCCCCUGAUGCAUACAAAAAUGAGGAAGAAGAUGAGGCUGCUGCCAUUCGUGCUCCUCCUGCUGCACAGAACAACCCCUAUGCCAUGUUUAGAGAUGCUUAUGCUAAUGCUAACAGAGUCACUGAUCCCUAUGCUAUGUACCACCAGCAGCCCAGCGCCCCAGCUUCUCCUCCAGCUAACGACCAAUACGCCAUGCUGCGCCGAUUCAUGGCCCACGCUCAAGGUCAAGGUCAAGACCAAUAUGCUUCACGCAUGGAGGCUGCUCCAGAGUCCAACCCCAACGAUCCUUUCGCCGCCAUCCGUGAGGCGGCGGCUGCUAUGCACCGCCGCGGCUCUCCCACCCCCAGGCAGCAGUUCCCUUUUUCAAAUCCCGCUUAUGAGGAGCCAGCACAGGAGGAACGCAACCCACUGGGCCCCCCAGGUAAAACCAAGGAGGGCUAUGAUUGCUACAUCGGCUACGAUCGUGACUGCUCCCCCGUGACGCCCGCCGAGCCUCGCUCUGGAAUUCACCGUCGCAUCCCUUACCCCGCUGAGGCCUACGAGCCCCACCUGAACGCCGACGGCUCCCGCAAUGGAGUCAUGGAGCCUACCAACCAACACUGCGACCCCGAGUACGACCGCGACUGCCGCCUGCGCCGCUACGAGCCUGAGCCCGAGGCCCAGCCCGAGCACCACGCCGUGGAGGACCACAACCACGAGAUGGAGCAGCAGCCAGAGGAGCAGGAACAGGAUCAGUACGAGGCGGAGCCCUACCAGAGCGGCCAGGAGGAGCCUCACAUGUCCUACCCGACACACUCACAGGGUAUGCCCAGUCUUCAGGACAUACUGAGACGCUACGGAGACCAGUACCCUGAGCAGCAGGAUCACAGAGCCUAUGCAGACGACUACCGCAAGAAAUAAACAUGCACACAUGCAUGCAGAUGGACAUGAAUACACAGUCCCAUGCGUUCUCGCAGCUUAGCCAUUCACCGCCUCGCGCAGCACGCAGUACCUGGACCAGAUACGGGACACAAGAGAAGUCUAUGGACCCAAUGAGCGAGUACAUGCACGUACAUCCACACAUAGCUUCCAGCUGAAGGAGAACGCUCAGAAAGCCGAGGGUGUUCCAGCAAUGUUUUCAUCUCUUUUAGCUGCUUUAGACCUGUUGAUGUGGCCUUUAGCUUUCCAAUUUCCACCUCCUCAAACCACUCGAAUGUGUAAUGACUUCUCAAUGCUCUCAGCUUUGCUUCUGUAUCUAUGCAUCUCACUUUUUUUUAUUUGUUUGUUACUUUUUGUCAGAGAUGGAUUAUG
Sebastes umbrosus (honeycomb rockfish) is the source of this 2322-nucleotide messenger RNA. It is a transcript of the gene and1, whose product is annotated as actinodin1. The record is from RefSeq and is a predicted model, not a curated record. Lineage: Eukaryota; Metazoa; Chordata; Actinopteri; Perciformes; Sebastidae. The coding region runs from base 1 to 1932 and encodes 643 amino acids. The transcript has 6 exons.